AUGAAGGGUUGCAUUUUCAAUAUUGACGGGGGUUAUUUAGAGGGGCUGUGUCGUGGUUUCAAAUGCGGAAUUCUGAAACAAUCAGAUUACCUAAACUUGGUGCAGUGUGAAACUUUGGAAGAUUUAAAGCUCCAUUUACAAGGAACUGAUUAUGGCACUUUCCUGGCUAAUGAACCUAGUCCUUUGGCUGUAUCAACUAUUGAUGACAAACUGCGCGAAAAACUUGUCAUUGAAUUUCAGCAUUUGAGAAAUCACUCUGUAGAGCCAUUGUCUACUUUUCUGGAUUUCAUUACUUACAGUUACAUGAUUGAUAACAUCAUUCUACUGAUUACUGGUACUCUGCACCAGAGACCCAUUUCUGAAUUAAUUCCCAAGUGUCAUCCUCUUGGGUCUUUUGAACAAAUGGAAGCUAUUCAUGUUGCUGCUACCCCUGCUGAAUUAUAUAAUGCUGUCCUGGUGGACACGCCCUUGGCUCCAUUCUUUGUUGACUGCAUUAGUGAGCAAGACCUUGAUGAAAUGAACAUUGAAAUUAUUCGUAACACCCUUUACAAGGCUUACUUGGAGGCUUUCUAUGAGUUCUGCAAGCAGAUUGGUGGAACAACUGCAGAUGUUAUGUGUGAAAUAUUAGCUUUUGAAGCUGAUCGCCGAGCUAUCAUCAUAACCAUAAAUUCAUUUGGGACAGAACUAUCUAAAGAUGACCGUGCUAAAUUGUAUCCCCGAUGUGGAAAGUUGAACCCAGAUGGGCUUGCUGCACUGGCUAGAGCUGAUGACUAUGAGCAGGUUAAAGCAGUUGCCGAGUACUAUGCUGAAUAUUCUGCUCUCUUUGAAGGUGCUGGAAACAAUGUUGGAGACAAAACUUUGGAAGACAAAUUCUUUGAACAUGAGGUAAGACUGAAUGUUCAUGCUUUUUUGCAACAAUUCCACUUUGGGGUUUUCUAUUCUUACCUCAAGUUGAAAGAACAGGAAUGCAGGAAUAUUGUGUGGAUAAGCGAAUGUGUGGCCCAGAAACACCGUGCCAAGAUUGACAACUACAUUCCCAUUUUCUAA
Messenger RNA from Parnassius apollo (apollo), 1047 nucleotides. The record is from the annotation of a GenBank genome assembly. NCBI's taxonomy places the organism in Eukaryota, Metazoa, Arthropoda, Insecta, Lepidoptera, Papilionidae.